AUGCUGACUACGACCCUGCUGCCCUUUGGGCUGCCCGCUCCGGCCCUGCUGACUCACCCCGGCCCCCAGCUCCCCGGACACUCCCCCAAGGCUCCGGCGGGGAAAUCCUUCACCAUCAACGCUCUCCUGGGCCGGGCAGACCCCUCACCGCCGCCGCCGCCACCUCCUGGCCCCGGGCGCUGGGACCCCGUCUGGCCAGACAGCGCCUGGCCGGGCGGUGCGCUCCAGCUGUGCGCCCAGGCGCAUCCCCUCCUGCAGCCUCGGCCGCUCUAUCCCGUCUGCUACCCGGGCUGGCGGGCCCCUCUGAGAGCCCCAGGGUAUCUGCUCUCCAAAUGCUGCUUCCCAGGCUUCAGAGCCAAGUCGGGCAAAUCCAAGCGGGUCAGGACCAUCUUCAGCAGCGACCAGCUGGCCCGGCUGGAGAAGGAGUUCGCCCGGCAGCAGUACAUGGUGGGCACCGAGCGGUGUCUGUUGGCCUCCGCUCUCCACCUCACCGAGGAGCAGGUAAAAGUGUGGUUCCAGAACAGACGGAUUAAGUGGAGGAAGCAGAGCCUGGAACAGCAACAAGCCAAACUGGUGAAGAUGGGUCUGGCCACUCCCCAAAGGAGCCAGGAUUCGCAGACCUACCAGAGAGAGGAAGGGGACAGGGACUUUACCAAGGAAUCUACCAAUGAUCAGGAAGGUUUGUCCUCCCCUCACUUGGAGUAAUCUACUGCACAUCUCUCUGGACAGACUCUCCUGUUCUGUGCUUCGGGUCCUCACCCCUGUACAUACUGUAUUAUAGCUGGCAAUGUGCAUA
This is a messenger RNA of Caretta caretta (loggerhead turtle), 796 nucleotides long. Its product is annotated as homeobox protein Nkx-6.1-like. Gene Ontology annotation, molecular function: DNA-binding transcription factor activity, RNA polymerase II-specific; RNA polymerase II cis-regulatory region sequence-specific DNA binding. NCBI's taxonomy places the organism in Eukaryota, Metazoa, Chordata, Testudines, Cheloniidae. Gene Ontology annotation, biological process: neuron differentiation; regulation of transcription by RNA polymerase II; central nervous system development. The record is from RefSeq and is a predicted model, not a curated record. Gene Ontology annotation, cellular component: nucleus.